GCAGAUUCCCUGCACACAGGUCCCAGAUGGAGAGCGGCGGCGGCAGACGUCUCCGAGGGGAGACCAAGCCCAGGCUCCCGCUUGCCAGCUGUCUCUCCAAAGGGAGGGCGAUGUAAUUGGGUUGGGGGGGGACGACUCCAGUACCCGUUGAAUGGCGGCGCCUAGACACCUGUCAUUGGUUUCGCGGGGAGAUUUAAUCUAGCGCAGAGCGGAUCCCGCACCCGACGAGAUCCUUGAGUCCCGGGAAUCUGGGAGUGCGCGGGGGAGGGGGGGGGUCCACACGUGCUGUAGCUUCGCUUGCCCGAGCCUGCCUUGUCUGGGCGACUUAGUUACCAUCAUGAAGGAGACCAGAGAGUCCAAGGAUCAGCAGCUCACGGUGGCACUUCGCAUACGGCCAAUCAGCAUGGCAGAGCUGGAAGAAGGAGCCACACUCAUUGCUCACAAAGUGGAUGACCAGAUGAUUGUGCUAAUGGACCCAUUGGAUGAUCCUGAUGAUGUGCUCCGUGCCAACCGGUCACGAGAGAAAUCCUAUCUGUUCGAUGUGGCCUUUGAUUUUGCUGCUACUCAGGAAAUGGUCUAUCGUGCCACCACUAAAGGACUCAUAGAAGGGAUCAUCUCUGGAUACAAUGCAACCAUUUUUGCCUAUGGCCCAACAGGCUGUGGAAAGACCUACACCAUGCUUGGCACUGAUCAUGAGCCUGGCAUUUAUGUCCAGACACUCAAUGACCUCUUCCAUGCGAUUGAGGAGACCAGCAAUGACAUGGAGUAUGAAGUGUCCAUGUCCUAUCUGGAGAUUUAUAAUGAGAUGAUCCGAGACCUCCUGAACCCUUCCUUGGGCUACCUGGAUCUGCGUGAGGAUGCUAAAGGUUUCAUCCAAGUGGCCGGAAUCACAGAAGUCUCAACCAUCAAUGCUAAGGAGAUAAUGCAGUUGUUGAUGAAGGGCAAUAAGCAACGGACACAGGAGCCGACAGCAGCCAACCGAACAUCCUCACGUUCCCAUGCAGUGCUGCAGGUCACCGUGCGCCAGAAGAGCCGCAUCAAAAAUAUUAUGCAGGAGGUGCGCAUAGGCCGACUCUUCAUGAUUGACUUAGCAGGCUCAGAGCGGGCUUCUCAGACACAGAAUCGUGGGCAGCGUAUGAAGGAGGGCGCUCACAUCAACCGGUCUCUGCUGGCUCUUGGCAAUUGCAUCAAUGCUCUCAGCGACAGGACAGGCGUCAAAUAUGUUAAUUACCGGGACAGCAAGCUUACUCGCCUUCUAAAGGAUUCUCUAGGUGGGAACAGCCGUACUGUCAUGAUUGCUCACAUCAGCCCCGCAAGUAGUGCUUUUGAGGAGUCACGCAGCACCUUGACCUAUGCUGAACGUGCUAAGAACAUCCGCACCACGGUGAAGCGCAACCAUCUGAACGUCUCCUACCACAUUGCUCAGUACACAAGUAUCAUUGCUGAACUCCAUCGUGAAAUUCACCGGUUGCAAUGCAAAAUUGAGCAACAAGAGCCCCGUCCAAUGCGGUCGGACAUCCGGAGUAUUCAAGCUGAAGUACAGCUCCGUGGGAAUCACUUUGAGAGGCAGGAGAUGGAUCAGCUCCGGGAACAGCUGAUCAACACCUUUCGGGAACAGAUGGAUGUGCGUCGCCACCUCAUGGAGCUGGAGAAUAAUUACAUGGAGAUACAGAUUGAGAGCUCUCGCCAUCUCCUUACCAUUGCUGAUUGGGAACAGGAGAAGACACGUCGAGCACAAAAGUGGCGAGAGGAGCAAAGAAAAGAAAGUUACAACAAAGAUGAAAACGAGAAGGACUCUGACACUGGGGAUGAACUCUCGGAUGUGCCAGAGCCACAGGAAGUGGCAGCAGCUCGGGAACACAUCGCUAUUCUCCUGGGGGAGCAGGAUAAACUUCAUAAGCAGAAGGUGUCAAAAGCCGAGCUGGAAAGGCGCUUCUGGGAAAUACGGCAGCGUGGGCAGCGGCUAGAGGAGACCUUGCCGUGGUGCAUUAGCUCAGAAGAGCAGAGGGAGGUUCUGAGUUUGCUGUGUAAGGUACAUGAACUGGAAGUGGAGAAUACAACCGUACAGUCGAGUACGUUUCUCAAGGACAACUUCAUCCGUCAUCAGGAGAGAGCUGUGCAUCGCUUUGAGCGCUAUCGCAGCCUUUGUCACCGCAUCAUCCAAGAACAACGACAUAUAAUUCAUGAGUCUCACCUAGUGGUGCCAUCCCAUCUGGAGGAACUGUAUCAGGUUUACUUGCAUGAGCUGGAAGAAGGGGCCUUAGAUCGAAUGGCAGUCAUGGAUCAAGCAACUGUUAGAGCUCUUAAGGAGACUUCUGUGCCAAAGCUUCCCCAGCUCCUUGCAGAAAACAUUCUGGACUCGGACCAAGAGAGCGUCAAGACGUUAGGUUCUGAGGGUCAGCAGCUGCCUUGGCGGGAUUCUCGGAAGACUACCCUCCCACCCCUUGUUCCAGCAUCAGACAGUGAAGCAGUUCAGGUGUUCAAGGCGAGUUCUCGGGCUCGGCAGAUGAAGCAUUCAGCCGUGAUGAAUCCACCCCCUAUCCAUGUCAAUGGCAUGAUCACUCAAGAGUAUACACCCCAGGAAAGUUUGCUUAUCCUGGGCAGCCACCAGAAUUCUUCCCCUGACAGCAGCGAUCACUGUUCUGAUGGCAUCUUGAUGCAUGGAGACCACAAGGAGAUGGCGAGUGGCAUCAAAAACAUUGCGGUGAAGGCUGCCCGGCGCCGUUCACGAGUGCUGGAAUCCGACAGGCUGAACCUGCUGAAGCCAACCAAGGAGCUCAGCAACCUCUCCCUCCACUCUCUCAGUGAAAGCGAGGAUACCCUCUGCCGGGAAACCCCUGCCCUCUGCCAGCCCGCCAGUCCCAGCCUGCAACAUGCCAUCAGCGAGGACAAUCUAUCAAGCAGCACCGGGGAUACUGCUCCUGGGAGACACGUCCCCAGACGCUCCCCUGGUCCCUGGCUCCGGGUUAACCAAAAGGGAAGCAAGAAAAUGGAGAAGAGGGAAGAAUCACUAGAGGCCAAGAGGAGGAGACGGCGGUCGCGCUCGUUCGAGGUUACUGGCCAGAGGCUCCAGGGCCCAAAGAACAAUGCCUCUCGACGACAUCCCCUGGAAAGCAGUUCUGAGCACAAGAUAACGGCAGCAGGAGGGAUGCACAAUGUCCGUGGCAUUGGAAGAGCUUCCGUGCAGUUGUCCAGGGUGAGGCUUCUACAAGCCCAGCCUUCCUCAGGUCCCAGCGAGGCCUCCUCUCUUUCUGUUGCUUCCCAUCAAAGUGGCGUCUCCAAGAAAAUGAGCCAACCCAGUCAAUACCCUCCACGCUUGAACUAUGUCACAGUGAAUGGGACAAACCCUCCUGGCAAAGAUGGGAAGAACCGGCGAUGUUAAGCUCUGAAGGGACACAGGGAAGUUGAGAUGCUCCAGGGAGGUGCAUUGGAUGGCCAGUCAGGACCCUGUGGCUAAAGGCAUUAGAGGGAAAUAGCUAACCUGAACAGAAGGCCUACAAGCUUGCCUGGUAGGGUUGCUGUGCUGCUGCCAAGAGGAUUUUUCUGGCCACAAAAAAACUUUUAAUCUCCAGGACUAGGUUCCCCCAAAUUGAAAUGAGUAGUUGUCUGGAUGAGUGAUGCAGAAGGCUAUCACCAAAUAUAUCCAGUGCUGUAAUACCAAGAGAGUCGUGGAAGAUCGGUCAUUGUGCAAGCACAACUCUUUAGUUUUUAAACUAUGUGUUAGAGGAGGACACAGUGCCACAGCAUUGGUGUAACCUGUCAAUAAGAGGAUAUGCUGUGUGCAUUUGCUGUACUUUUGCAUCAUUCUAAGGCAAAUAAUUUCAAUAUAUUUAACUAUAUAUAUA
Thamnophis sirtalis is the source of this 3845-nucleotide messenger RNA. The record is from RefSeq and is a predicted model, not a curated record. Lineage: Eukaryota; Metazoa; Chordata; Lepidosauria; Squamata; Natricidae.